UCUGAAUAAAGGCAUCGACUCACCCUUACGAUUUUUUUACUAUCUGUUUACCCUGUCAGAUAGGAGUUAUCAGUAUAUGGUUUUGUAUUUGUAUUUGCAUUAUAUCUUUUGUUAGAGGAAGCAACAAUGGAGAAUGCAAUAAAAAUCAUAGUAAAAUGGAGCGGAAAAGAGUACGAGAUCCUUGAUAUCUUGGAAUCUGACACGGUCCUUACAAUGAAAGAUCGUAUACACAAAGAAACAGGCGUCCGUCCAGAGCGUCAAAAAUUGUUGAACCUCAAAUUCAAAGGCAAAGCAGCGCAAGAUGAUGACAUUAUAGGAAAGCUAAGAUUAAAACCAGGUUUUAAAUUAAUGUUAAUGGGUUCUCGCGAAGAGGACAUAGCGGAAGUGAGUCGAGCUCCAGAAAAUAUGCCAGACGUAGUAAACGAUCUAGACAUAGAGGAAGAAGAAGUAGAAAUAGAAAAAGCCGAAGUAUAUUUGUUUAAAAUACAAAAGAGAAUUGAUCAUUAUACCAUCACAGAAUUGAAUCCUCUUAGGGAAGGCAAGAAACUUCUUGUACUUGACAUAGACUACACACUUUUCGAUCAUAGAUCAACAGCAGAAAGCGGAGCUGAAUUAAUGCGCCCAUAUCUUCAUGAAUUUUUAACGUGUGCUUACAAGAAUUAUGAUAUAGUCAUUUGGUCAGCAACCAGCAUGAAAUGGAUUAACGAGAAGAUGAAACUGUUAGGUGUAUCGAAUCAUCCAAAUUACAAAAUAGCAUUUCAUCUAGAUUCUCUUGCCAUGAUAUCUGUUCACACACCAAAAUAUGGAGUAGUAGGUGUUAAACCCCUAGGCAUUAUUUGGGGAAAAUAUAAACAAUUUUCAGCGAAGAAUACAAUAAUGUUCGAUGAUAUAAGAAGAAAUUUCAUCAUGAAUCCUCAAUCAGGAUUGCGAAUAAGACCUUUCAGACAUGCGCAUACAACUAGGAACAAAGAUAGAGAACUAUUAAAACUAUCUAAAUAUUUAGAAUUAAUAGCAAAGGUAGAUGAUUUUCAGACCUUAAAUCAUAGAAAAUGGGAAGAAUAUAAAGCAAAAAAACCGCACGAUAGAAGAGGAGAGAAGAGCGAUGAUGAAUAAAUAUCUUCAUUUAUUUUCAUUUAUUUGUAUCAGAUUUUACAUUUCAUUGAAACCUGAUGGAGAAAAAGAAGGAGAAUUCACUUGUAUCGAAAACCGUAAGAAAGGAAAUAUAAGGAGAAAAGACAGUAUGCUAAAUGUAUGUCUUGUUAAAAGUCUGUUUAGUAAAAAAUCUAUGUGAGAGACCAAGCCUAAUUAAAUGUCAUAAUUGUGCUGAAUUAGAAUUCUUUUCUGCGUAUUAUGGAAAAGUUUCAGUUCGCAUAAAUGCAUGCUUGGAUUAUUAAAACUAUAUAUAUUUUCACAUGUUCCGAUGUAUAACGUGUACUUAUGCAUUAUAUAUGCACUAGGUACUAAAUAAAUACGCGUCAAGUAUUAACAAAUAAAAUCUUAUUCAGAAAAUUACAAA
Polistes canadensis is the source of this 1516-nucleotide messenger RNA. RefSeq names its product ubiquitin-like domain-containing CTD phosphatase 1 (gene Ublcp1). The coding region runs from base 127 to 1113 and encodes 328 amino acids. Gene Ontology annotation, cellular component: nucleus. Gene Ontology annotation, biological process: protein dephosphorylation. Lineage: Eukaryota; Metazoa; Arthropoda; Insecta; Hymenoptera; Vespidae. The transcript is spliced from 2 exons. The record is from RefSeq and is a predicted model, not a curated record. Gene Ontology annotation, molecular function: protein binding; protein serine/threonine phosphatase activity.